ACCCGUGUGUCUUCGCCGUGGGGCAGAGGGGCCGUGAGGGGCUUCGCCGUGGGGCAGAGGAGCGGCGGCGAUGUCGGGGCUGAAGGUGAGGGGCGCAGAGGCCCUCGAGGGCUCUUUCGAGCUGCGCGUGGAGGUGGAGGAGGGUCACGCCGUGGGGCAGCCGUGCCCCAUAGCGGAGGGCCGCCCCACGGCCGCCCCACAGACCAUCGCCCUCCGCGUCACCGGUGACCUCCACGUCGGGGGUCUCAUGGUGCUCAUCGCCGAGAAGAUCGGCCCGGCUCGGGACUGGUCGGACCACGCGCUGUGGUGGUGUCAGCGGGGGCGAUGGCUGCUGACGCCCUGGCGCUCCCUCGACGCCGCGGGCGUGGGCGCCGACGCUCGCCUGCUCUUCGCACCCCGACAUCGGCCGCUGCGCCUGCGGCUCCCCAACGGCCGCCGCCUCCGCCUGCGCCUCUGCUUCGCCCGCUCCGUCGCCCACGCCGUCGCCCAGGCCUGCGCCCUGCUCGGUCUCGGCCCCCCUGAGGCGCUGUCUUUCCUUCGCCCUUCGGAGGAGGAGGAGGAGCAGUGGGGGGAGGGGCGGAGGGGCGGCCCUGAGACCGCUCCGGACAUUGACCUGAGCCACAUGUGGCCCCCCCGGCGUGAGGGGCGGGGCUACGGGAGAGGGGCGGGGCUACGGGAGAGGGGAGGGCCCCCCCCGGUCCCCCCUCCCCCCCCACUGCCCCCCGAGGCCGUCCGAGCUCUGCUCGCCCCGUGGGGGGGGGUGCGCCCCACGGCUGCCCCACAGCUGCCCCACAGCGACCCCCUGACCCGCAGCACGCGCCUGCACGCACGGUGGUUGGACUCUUCGCUGUCGCUUUGGGCUCAGAAUGUGGUGGAGGAUUCGGAGCUGCUGCUGCGCUUCAGAUACCCCUUUGAGCUGCAGCUCCACCCGCAGCGGGACGCGCGCCGUCUGUCGCUGCUGUUCGAGCAGAGCCGUCGGGCGCUGCUGAGCCGCGAGAUCCUCUGCUCCCGCCAGGAGGCGCUGCGCUUCGCCGCCAUACAGUACCACAUCGACGAAUUGGGGUUCAGCGCAGAGCCGGAGGGGAGCGACGAUGGGGACGACGUCAACACCGCCCUCAGCAAACUGGAACUGAAACUGGGGGGGCAGCCCGAGCCCCCCGAGGCACUGGAGGAGUCGGAGGUGGUGUUGGAGGAGGAGAUCGAGAUCUCGAGACCCCUCCGCCUUUUCGGGGGGUUCCGCGUUGUGUGGGCGCAGCUGAAAGGGGGGACUCUGUCCUUCGGCCGCAGCCCCCCAACUCCUGGGGAGCCCCUGCAGCACCUCAGCCUCAGCGGCUGCUCAGUGACCCCCGAGGAGAAGAAACUCUGCAUCGAACUCUCGGCGGCGGCGCCCGAAGGGAAGAGAGCAGCGACACUGCGCUGCCGAGACGCCCCCCAGUUCUGGCGGUGGCUCUCGGGGUGCCGUGGGGCGGCACAGGGCCUCUCGCAGUGCCCCACGGCGCAGUCCGCGCCCCAUAGCGCCCGAGCGCCCCCCGACCCACGGCUGCUGCUGCCGCCCCAACACCGGCGCACGAUCAAAGCCAAAGAGUUUGCGGCGCGGGUGCAGUCCCUGCUGCCGCCGCUGGCGGCGCUGUCCGCGGGCGACGCUCGGCUGCGCUUCCUCGAGGCCUGGAGCGCCCUCCCGGGCUGCGGCACCGCCCACUUCCGCGUCAGGUUCCGUGGGUCGCGGCGGGCGGAGCUGUUGGCCGUGGGGCGCCAUUGGCUGCAGCGCAGGGAGCUCAGCGGAGCCCUCACCCGCGAGUGGCGCCUCAGCGCCCUGCGGCACUGGGACAUCAACUGGGACAGCCGGCAGGUGACGCUGGUGCUGGCGGGGGAGGUGGCGGUGGGGCUGCGGCCGCUCUCGGCCUCGUGUCGGGCGCUGCACGAGGCUCUCGGGGGGGCCCUCUGCCUCGGGGGGGGCCACGACCCCCUCCUGCUGCGCCGCCUCCUCGGGGACCCCCCCGAGCCCUGAGGGAAACCCCCCGGAAGCCUCGUGCAAACGGCCCUCGUGCAACGGGUCCUCGUGCAAGGGAUCCUCGUGCGACGGAUCCUCGUGCAAAAGGGAUCCUCGUGCGACGGCUCCGUCGUUAAUGGGAUCGUUAACGGCGUUCACCGUGCACCAAAGCACUCACAUCCACCACUCUGAGCACUCGUGUGUCCCCCUCCACGUGUGAAAUCCUCGUGCGACGGAUCCUCGUGCGAGGGAUCCUCGUGCAAAGGGGAUCCUCGUGCAAUGGGUCCUUUAUUAACGGGAUCGUUAAUGGCAUUCAUUGUGCACCAAAGCACUUAUGUACCCCACUCUGAGCACUUUUGUCCCCCCUCACGUGUGAAAUCCUCGUGCGAGGGAUCCUCGUGCAAUGGAUCCUCGUGCAGGGGAUCCUCGUGCAAGGGAUCCGUCGUUAAUGGGAUCGUUAACGGCAUUCACUGUACCCCAAAGCACUUUGUGUCCCCCCACUCUGAGCACUUUUGUCCCCCCUCACGUGUGAA
This is a messenger RNA of Cuculus canorus (common cuckoo), 2523 nucleotides long. RefSeq names its product fermitin family homolog 3-like. Gene Ontology annotation, molecular function: integrin binding. The transcript is spliced from 14 exons. The coding region runs from base 71 to 2008 and encodes 645 amino acids. The record is from RefSeq and is a predicted model, not a curated record. Gene Ontology annotation, biological process: platelet aggregation; cell-matrix adhesion; integrin activation. Gene Ontology annotation, cellular component: cell-substrate junction. Lineage: Eukaryota; Metazoa; Chordata; Aves; Cuculiformes; Cuculidae.